Molecule: messenger RNA, 1557 nt
Organism: Colletotrichum destructivum
Lineage: Eukaryota; Fungi; Ascomycota; Sordariomycetes; Glomerellales; Glomerellaceae
Product: Putative major facilitator, sugar transporter, major facilitator superfamily
Exons: 3
Coding region: 1-1557 (518 amino acids)
Biological process (GO): transmembrane transport
Cellular component (GO): membrane
Molecular function (GO): transmembrane transporter activity
Source: RefSeq, a predicted model, not a curated record
AUGUCUCGUUCAGUGAGAAGGGGAUGUGGACCAUUAUCAUUACAGUAUCCCUCGCGGCAUUUUUGCAAGGUGGCCCUCCCAUAUCCCGAUUCCCUUCUUGGAGACUGGGGUGCUGACGAAAAUUCAGGUCACGUCCAGGCCUCCUUUAAUGGCUCGUCGUUAUAUGAUACAGAGUCCGGCCUCGACACGCUGGUUGUCGACGGAAGAAACAAAAACUCCAAGUCAGGAGUCGAUGACUGGAAACUUGGGGCUGCGAACGCGUCGCCUUUUUUCUUCGCUGCGAUCUUGGGCUAUCCCUUGGCACUUCCUGUGAACCACUACUUGGGCCGCAAAGGAGGCAUGAUUGUCGCAGCUUUCUUGGUCCUUGUCAGCUCGCUCGCCUCGGCCUUUACCACAAACUGGCAACAGCUUUUCGGCAUCCGUCUGGUCAAUGGAAUCGGAAUGGGUCUGGAGGCCGUCAGCACCCCUAUUCUAGCCAGUGAGACUGCGGUCGGCUUCUGGCGUGGCACAUCCAUCCUCGCGUGGCAACUGUGGGUGGCCGCGGGGAUGAUGAUUGGAUUCGCCUUCAACCUGAUGUUUGACACAACGCCUGACUCGAACAAGAGACUGGCCUUCCUACUAAUGGUGGCAGCCCCCAUGGUACCCGCGCUGGCGCUGAUGGCGUUUAUUAUCUGGUUUUGCGACGAAAGCCCGCGUUACCUGAUGCGCGUGUCGAGCCCGAGCUACAGCCCACAGAGGCUGAGGAACACGGAGCUGCAGGCGCUGCGGGACAUUUACCUGGUCCACAAGUCGCUCGAGCAGGAGGAGCCAGCCAGCGGCGACGUCGCCGACUCCCAGCCGGCGCAAGGCUUCAUGGCGACCGCCGCAGGGUUCUUCCGCCAAUGGAAACAGUUCUUCCUCUGGCGGCGGCUUCGUAACGCGCUCAUCAGCAGCUCGACGGUGGCUCUCGCGCAGCAGCUAUGCGGCAUCAACGUGCUGGCAUUCUACUCGGGCAUGCCCUUCAACCGCGUCGGCGUGGAUAAGAGGGUGUCAAUGAUCCUCAGCCUCGGCUACGGCGCCGCCAACUUCGUCUUCGGCCUCCCCGCCAUCAGGACUAUUGACACGCUGGGGCGGCGCAAGUGGCUUACGCCGACACCGCCAGCAACGGUGUUUUUCAUGCUGCUCGCAGGGGUGUCAUUCAACAUCCCCGACGGCGAACCCCCAGGUCGCGGUGGUGACACUGUUCACCAUGUUGUUCGCGGCGGCAUACUGUUUGCGGGCCUCAACGUCAUCGCAUUGUUACUCGUGUUUCUGUUGCUGGAAGAGACGAAGAGGCGGAGCCUCGAGGAUCUUGAUCUCGUGUUUGCCGUUUCGAAGCGUUCCUUUGUACGACAUCAGGUGUUUCAGUACCUACCGUGGUUCUUCAAGCGGUACUUCCUGGGCAAGAGGAAGGCUAAGCCAAGUUUGUACAUCGACCUGAUCUGGGGGCCUAGAGGGGAAAGGUCCCGUGUGGAAGAUGCAGAGGGGACGGGACGGAGGGACAGCUCAGAGUCGGGCCGAGACAGCACACAUGCUUGA